UCCUUUUUGUUUUUGUUUUUGCUUUUGAUUCAUUGUUAUUUGCCACGUUAUUGUUCUUUUUUGUUUAAUCACGUGUUUGCUAUCUUUUUGUUUACUUUAAGGUUGUUGGUAAUGCUAUUGUUAGGUUUGUAGUGAGAAGAAGAAGGUGUUGUGGGGAAUUUCUCAUAGGUUUCUUCUGUGAUGAUGGCACACAACUUAACUGGGCAGCUUGUGGGUUCAGAGAUACAUGGGUUCCACACGUUGCAGGAGCUGGAUGUUGAGAACACUAUGGAGGAAGCAAGAAGCAGGUGGCUUCGUCCCAAUGAGAUUCAUGCCAUACUCUCUAAUUACAAAUAUUUCACGAUCAAUGUCAAGCCAAUGAAGCUGCCCAAAAGUGGUACUAUUGUACUAUUUGAUCGCAAGGUGCUUAGGAACUUCCGAAAAGAUGGGCACAACUGGAAAAAGAAAAAUGAUGGAAAAACUGUUAAAGAAGCCCAUGAACACUUAAAAGUUGGUACUGAAGAAAGGGUCCACGUAUAUUAUGCACAUGGCCAAGAUAACCCGAGCUUUGUCCGUAGAUGUUAUUGGUUGCUUGAUAAGACUCUGGAGCAUAUUGUCCUUGUUCAUUAUCGAGAAACACAGGAGUUGCAAGGUUCUCCUGUCACACCUGUAAAUUCGAAUUCAAGUUCUGCCUCUAAUCAAACCACACCGUGGAUUUUAUCAGAAGACUUAGAUACUGGGACCAAUAGUGCUUAUGCUGAUGGGCUUAAUAAUUUAACAGUCAAAAGUCAUGACCUGAGGCUUCAUGAGAUUAAUACACUUGAAUGGGAUGAACUAGUGGCUUUAAAUGAUAACACCUCUACUAUACCUAAUGGAGGCAAUGUUCCAUGUUUGGAUCAACAAAAUCAAAGUUUACUGAAUGACAGCUUUGGCAAUGUAGCCAGCAAUACUUCUGCAGAAAUUCCUUCUUUUGAUAAUUUAACUCAGCCAAUUUCUGGGAGCUAUAGUGUCCCUUACAGUUCUCCAGAAAGUGUUGGUCUUCAGAGGAAUUGUCCUAUCUCUUUGGGUGGUGUUGAUUCCUUGGACACUUUGGUCAAUGAAGGCUUGCAAAGUCAGGACACCUUUGGAAUGUGGAUAGACAACAUCAUAUCUGACACACCAUGUUCUAUAGAUGAAUCAGCUCUCAAACCCUCAAUUUCUUCAUCUAUUCAUGAACCUAAUUCGUCGUUGGUGAUGGAUAAACAGCAAUCCUCUCUGCCAGAAUAUGUAUUUAAUCUCACUGAGGUGUCCCCUGGGUGGGCAUCUUCCACUGAGAAAACAAAGGUCCUGAUUACUGGAUUAUUUCAUAAUGACUAUCAACACCUUGCAAAGUCUAAUCUACUGUGUGUCUGUGGUGAAGUAAGUGUUCCUGUAGAAAUUGUUCAGGUCGGGGUUUACCGAUGCUGGGUAUCGCCACACUCUCCUGGAUUCGUGAAUCUCUAUAUGAGCUUGGAUGGCCAUAAGCCUAUUAGCCAAGUUAUAAAUUUUGAAUAUCGUACACCUAUUUUGCAUGACCCUGCUGCUUCUAUGGAAGAGAAAUGCAACUGGAAUGAGUUUCUACUUCAGAUGAGGCUUGCUCAUUUGCUCUUUGCCACACAAAAGAGCCUUGAUAUUUUCUCUAGUAAAGUAUCACCUAAUGCACUGAAAGAAGCUAGAAAAUUUUCCUCCAAAACUUCAUUUAUUUCCAAAAGUUGGCAAUAUUUGAUGAAGUCAACUAAGGACAAUACAACUCCAUUUCCGCAAGCAAAAGAUGACUUGUUUGAAAUUGCAUUGAAAAACAAACUGAAGGAAUGGCUUUUGGAACGAAUUGUCUUAGGCCAUAAGACUGCUGAAUAUGAUGCGCAAGGCCAAGGUGUAAUUCAUUUAUGUGCAAUUUUGGGAUAUACUUGGGCUGUUUCCUUAUUUUCGUGGUCAGGCUUGUCGCUGAAUUUCCGGGACAAAUUUGGAUGGACAGCUCUUCAUUGGGCAGCAUAUUAUGGAAAGGAGAAAAUGGUUGCAACUCUGUUGUCUUUUGGGGCAAGGCCAAACUUGGUCACAGAUCCAACUCCACAAAAUCCUGGGGGAUGUACUGCUGCUGAUCUUGCUUAUAUGAAGGGAUAUGAGGGCUUAGCCGCUUAUCUUUCGGAAAAGUCUCUGGUUGAGCAGUUCAAUGACAUGAGCUUAGCUGGAAAUAUCAGUGGCUCUCUGGAAACUAACACUGCUGAUCCAGUAAAUUCUGAGAACCUUACUGAGGACCAGCUGUACCUAAAGGAUACGUUGGCAGCAUACCGAACAACUGCUGAAGCUGCAGCACGCAUACAAGCAGCGUUUAGGGAGCACUCACUAAAAUUGCGAUAUAACACAAUUAAAGUUUGUAGUCCUGAGGAUGAAGCACGCCAAAUAGUAGCUGCAAUGAGGAUUCAACAUGCCUUUCGCAACUUUGAGACAAGGAAAAGGAUGACAGCUGCUGCUCGGAUCCAGCAUAGAUUCCGUACCUGGAAGUUCCGUAGAGACUUUCUCCACAUGCGCCGUCAGGCUAUUAAAAUCCAAGCUGCUUUCAGGGGCUUUCAAAUGCGGAAACACUAUAAGAAAAUUAUUUGGUCUGUUGGAGUGCUUGAGAAAGCAAUCCUGCGUUGGCGUUUAAAGAGAAAAGGGUUCCGCGGGCUGCAGGUUAAUCCUGUCCAAGAAAUGAAAGAUGAGGAGGAAGAGGAAAGUGAUGUAGAAGAGGACUUCUUUAGGACUGGUAGGAAACAAGCUGUAGAACGUGUUGAGAGGUCUGUGGUACGUGUACAAGCCAUGUUUCGCUCUAAGAAAGCACAAGAAGAGUAUAGGAGGAUGAAGCUUGCCCAUAAUCAAGCAAAGCUGGAACUGGAAUUUGAAGAAUUUCUCAAUUCUGAAGUAGACAUGUUAACAACAAGGACAUAGCUUCCCAAAACAAGGUUCCCAUAAAAGGUUUUUAUUUUUGUGAUGUAGUCAACUCCUUAGACUCCUGUAACAAAACUAGUGUGAUAGGUUGGUUGCCUUUUUUGGUAUAGCCUGUAAAUAGUGUAAAUUCCUUAGUGUUGAUGUGAAUCGAUGACCCUUUCAAAUUGAUUUAAUAUCUUGAAUGGGUUAUGUAUGAACCUUAGUUGUGUAAUUUGAGCUCGCUCUAUUGUGGAUGCUUCUGAUGCAAAGAUCAAGUCUGUAACUUAAAUAACUAGAUUUGAAUAGACAUAAUUACUGUCAGAACUCAGAAUAUGUAUCAUCUCUACUCCUAAAU
Messenger RNA from Gastrolobium bilobum, 3256 nucleotides. RefSeq names its product calmodulin-binding transcription activator 5-like. Gene Ontology annotation, molecular function: protein binding; double-stranded DNA binding; transcription coregulator activity. Gene Ontology annotation, cellular component: nucleus. The record is from RefSeq and is a predicted model, not a curated record. Lineage: Eukaryota; Viridiplantae; Streptophyta; Magnoliopsida; Fabales; Fabaceae. Gene Ontology annotation, biological process: regulation of transcription by RNA polymerase II. The transcript is spliced from 13 exons. Bases 181 to 2922 code for a protein of 913 amino acids.